AUGGCUAAAGGGAAGAACAAAAAUAGAGACUAUUUGAAGAAAGAGUCAGCAGGUCCAAAAUACUCUAGUAGAAGAAAACGUCAAGAAGUCAAAUACUCUGGUCAAUCACAGGGAACCAAGUUUCCUAUCAAAUUAGCAAUGUGGGAUUUUGAUCAUUGUGACCCUAAGAAAUGCAGUGGUAAAAAAUUAGAAAGGCUAGGGCUUAUGAAAGAUCUUCGAAUAGGACAGAAAUUCCAAGGUAUUGUAGUGACUCCAAAUGCCACUCAAGUAGUGAGCCCCAGCGAUCGAUCAUUGGUUGAGGAAAUUGGAGUAGCAGUAGUUGAAUGUUCGUGGGCUCGACUUGAGGAAAUUCCAUUCGGCAAGAUAGGUGGGCGCAACGAAAGGCUUCUCCCUUACCUUAUUGCUGCUAAUCCUGUGAAUUACGGAAAACCAAUGAAACUGAAUUGCAUGGAAGCCAUAGCAGCUUGUCUAAUUAUUGUUGGACGCAUGGAUCUCGCUCUCGAGUUGCUACAGCGUUUUUCUUAUGGAGCGGCAUUUGUUGCAAUCAACCAAGAACUUUUUGAUAUAUAUCAGAAAGGAUCGGACUCGAGCUCGAUCCUCGAGAUUGAAAAAAACUAUCUUGAGACAAUGCGAAAAGAGAAGGAGCUGACAAAGGCGACAAAAUCCACCCUUGACUGGUGGAUGAUGGACAAUCCUAAUAGAAAGUGUCUGGACAAUGAGAGCGAGUACCACCUUGAUGAAUCUCAAUACGAUGAUACGGUUGACUAUGAGACCGAAGACGACCUUGAGAACUCUCAAGACGACGACUGGUUUGAUGAAGAUAGAGAAGAAGAAGAGGAAGAGCAAAGGGAAAAUCAAGAAAGAGAGGAAGAGCAAAGGGAAAAUCAAGAAAGAGAGGAAGAGCAAAGGGAAGAACUCAAGAAAACUUCAGUCAAGCCAUUCCGCGCGCUCAAACAGGAUGGAACAGCUAGUUUAGAACAGAAAUUUGAGAAAAUUGCUAUUAAAUGA
This is a messenger RNA of Ogataea parapolymorpha DL-1, 1008 nucleotides long. RefSeq names its product Ribosome biogenesis protein TSR3. The record is from RefSeq and is a predicted model, not a curated record. Gene Ontology annotation, biological process: maturation of SSU-rRNA. Bases 1 to 1008 code for a protein of 335 amino acids. The transcript has a single exon. Gene Ontology annotation, molecular function: rRNA small subunit aminocarboxypropyltransferase activity. NCBI's taxonomy places the organism in Eukaryota, Fungi, Ascomycota, Pichiomycetes, Pichiales, Pichiaceae.